Messenger RNA from Cotesia glomerata, 1389 nucleotides. Its product is annotated as glutamic acid-rich protein-like. The record is from RefSeq and is a predicted model, not a curated record. Lineage: Eukaryota; Metazoa; Arthropoda; Insecta; Hymenoptera; Braconidae. The coding region runs from base 146 to 766 and encodes 206 amino acids. The transcript has 4 exons.
CCUUCAGACCGCCAUAUUGUUUGCAGUGAUUAACGUACGUCGACUAGUGUUUUUUUUUACACACACCAAACCAGCAAUAAUAAAAACAUAUAUACCACUAAAUUGUUUUAUAUAAAUCGCAAAAAUUUCGCGAAAAGGAAAUAAUAUGAAGAAAAACAAAGAAGUGUCCGAUGAGGACGAAUAUUCAGCGGAUGAUCCGGAUGAAGUAGGUGAAGAAGCAUCCGAGGAAGAGUUAGAAGGGGCAGAGCAUUCAACUAAAAAGAGGCCACAACGAGCUGCUGCCAACAAGAAACGACAACAUUCAGAAGAAGAAGACGAAGAAGACGAGGAUGAUGAAGACAAUGAAGGAGAAGAAGAUGAGGAUGAAGAUUCUGAUUCAGAUGCACCUGCUAAAUCUAAAAAGAAACGACGUUCUAAAAAAGAUGAAGACGAAGAUGAAGACUCUGACAAUAGUUUUAAUGAGUCAUCUGGUGUACCACCUAAGGAUUACACUUCAGGAGCAUUCGUUGUAGCUAAAGCAGAUGUCGGUGGUGAUAGUGAUCCAACUUUAUGGAGGAUAGAUGGCAAGGCUUUAUUGCAAAAAUUUUUACCCUUUAAAGAAGAAGGCAAGACCUUGUACAAAAGCACAUCCACGUACUCCGGUUGGUCAGCGGAUCACAAAGAAAAAUACUUUGCUGCUCAAGUGACAUUUAAGGUGCAAAAAAAAAACGAAACCAUCGUUGAGCUUCAUCUCAACCAGCAACAGCAACAAGAAGUUGUAAAGUAAGCUCGAUAGCUAAUAAUUACUAACAGUCCUCAGUCUCUCUGUCUUCGAUUUACGGAUUAUGUAACUAAAUUUUGUAAUUUAUUUUUAUUCGAUUCUUUUCCGUGAUUAACAAAAGUUAAGAAAGUGAAAUUAUUUGAUUUUAAAAUAUCAAACGAUACCCAUAUUUAUAUCAACCGUAACUUGUGAGAGAAUUCGAGGCUCAUAAUUAUUAAAAUAUUCAUAACUAUCGAUAUUUCCUAUAAGUAAUUUAAACUCAGACUUUUUUCUCAGUUAUAACUCGUUUGUUUUUUUUUUUACUUUUUAUUUUUUGUAGAUUUUGAAAUUGGAAAAUGAUUGAAAAAGAUGUUUGAACAGUUUAAAAUAAUGUCAUAUUUUUUUCAUUUGUCUUUAAAUAUAAAAAAAAAUGAAUUUUUUUUAUAUAUCAUUCAACUGUGUAAAGUUAAUCCGAGUACGAUAAAAAAUUGCGAUUUUCAAUGCAUUUAUUGAUCCCGUCUUUGCUGAUCUUUAAAAAAAAAAAUUACGGGACAAAAAUAGAAUUAAUAGUCGGAUAUCGCGAUUCUUUUAACAAGUAUAAAUUGUGUAUACAUGAAGACCAUACUUAAGACGAUAUAUUUGUCACUUUA